Molecule: messenger RNA, 1143 nt
Organism: Colletotrichum graminicola M1.001
Lineage: Eukaryota; Fungi; Ascomycota; Sordariomycetes; Glomerellales; Glomerellaceae
Product: phosphoesterase
Exons: 3
Coding region: 1-1143 (380 amino acids)
Biological process (GO): phospholipid catabolic process
Molecular function (GO): hydrolase activity, acting on ester bonds
Source: RefSeq, a predicted model, not a curated record
AUGCGUCUUUCUUUCAUUUCUCUGGCCGGAUCGCUGGCGAUUGUCGGAGCCACUCACAUUGGCGGCAGAGCUUUCGAUCGCUACAUCUCCAUCUGGCUGGAAAAUCAGGACUUUGUCAAGGCCGUCCAGGAUUCCUCGAUUGCCGAUCUGAAGAAGGAGGGGAUUUUGUUGUCCAACUACUAUGCGCAUACCCACCCAAGUCAGGCCAAUUAUAUCGCGGCACUCGCCGGAGACUACUUUGGCAUGAACCACAACGACCGGGUGCGACUGCCACUCAACGUGUCCACCAUCGUGGAUCUUCUCGACUGGCGCGGACUGCCAUGGAAAGCAUACAUGGAGGACAUACCUGGCCCGGGGUACAUGGCCGCGGCCAGCGACGGCCAGACUGGUGAUGGCAAGUGGGACUACGUUAGACAGCACAACCCGUUCGUGUCGUUCGACUCCAUAAACCUCAACGGUAGCCGACUACUGAAAAUCGUGGGUUUCGAUGAUUGGAAGGCCGACUUCGAGAAGAAGGAAGUGCCUCAGUGGGUAUUCAUGUCCCCCAACAUGAUGAACGAUGGCCAUAAUACAUCCCUGGAGUAUGCCACCAAGUGGGCGCACGACUUUCUGAUGCCAAUGCUGCCGCAAGGCGUCUUCAAAGAGCGCACGCUAAUCCACCUAACGUACGACGAAUCAGAAGACCACGAGAAGCCGAACCAGAUUGUGUCAUUGUUGCUCGGCAGUGCGAUACCUAAACAGUUGAAGGGAACAGAGGACAAGACGUUUUACACCCACUACUCGAUGCUAUCGACAGUCGAGUACAACUGGGAGAUGCCGAAUCUGGGCCGAUACGACGUGGGCGCCAACAUCUUCAAGUUCGUACAGGAUCUCGGCAGCCAAAUCAUCGUUCCGAACAAAGAUCCGCCCAACAUGGCUUCUGUGAAUAACUCGGAAUCUUAUUUUGGGGCGCUCAACAACGAUACGAGCCGAUUCCGCCCUUAUCCGCCCCCCAAUCUUGCCCUCAACGGAUCCAGCGGGCUUCCAAUUUUGGACCACGUCCGCCUGCAAUGGGUCUAUCAUGAAGAGCCGACACCGUACGAUGGAAGCGGUACUCUCUACGACGCCAACUUCCAGCCUCAGUACAUCCCAAAGCCUGUAUAG